Geodia barretti is the source of this 3303-nucleotide messenger RNA. Lineage: Eukaryota; Metazoa; Porifera; Demospongiae; Tetractinellida; Geodiidae. The record is from the annotation of a GenBank genome assembly.
AUGUACAGCGUUGUCAGAAGGAAAAACGCUCCAAUAGUGCCAGAGAAAAACACUGAUCUGAAAGACUAUCUGGCUGUCCAAAUAUUCAAUGAGAACAUCUACAGCGAGCCUAUCAAUCCUUCGGACUUCAUCAGUCAACAGCCUGAGCCAGAAAAGGAAACACCGAGUGACCCCAUCAUUUAUGCCCCAAUUUACCCUUCGUUCACGGAGCUUCCUGAGAGCUUUGAACUCCCACCAAAAGUCGACAGCAGCAAUAUCAAAGAGAAGUCAUCGCUUCGUACAGGGCACUAUGGGGAAGUUGUACUGGCCAGCACUGUUGGUCUGAGUCUGAAAGACCUGAACCUCAGCAAGACUGAGACUAACACAAAGGUCUCCGUCACUGUGGCCAUGAAAAAACUGAAACUGGAUGCAACUCCAGUUCAGCGAAGAGCAUUCGAAACGGAAGCCAAGUUCUUGUCACGACUUCGCCACCCAAACGUCGUACGCCUCCUCGGUGCUUGCUACGAAUACCCCACCUUCAUCAUGAUGGAGUACAUGAAGGAUGGCGACCUCAGCCAAUUCCUCCAAAAAUACUCUGAGGUCGUUUCUAUAGCGACGCCCUCCAGUACAACACAGAUCACUGAGUCGACCCUGGUGUUCAUGGCAUCCCAGAUUUGCAGCGGAAUGAAGCAACUUGCCGCCCUGAACUUCAUCCAUCGCGAUCUCGCCACUCGAAAUUGCCUGGUUGGAAAUAACUUUAGCGUCAAAGUAGCUAGCUUGGGUGUCGACAAGAACAUCUACCAGUCUCACUACUUCAGAGUCCAGGGCAAUAUGUUGCUCCCCAUUCGCUGGAUGGCCACCGAGUGUUUCAGCGGCAAAUUCUCGGAGAAGUCAGACGUGUGGGCAUUUGGUGUGACCAUGUGGGAGAUGUUCACUCUGGCCAAGCAGCUGCCGUAUCGCCACCUCUCUGACGAGGAGGUGAUCCACAAUGCCUUGAAGAGGGCAGUAUCGUCAAUUUCCGACUCAGUCUUCCUCGUGCCCCCGGAAAUCCGUUUUUGUUGUCUGAUAUUUCCACUUCUAUUUCUGAUGGGGCAUGCACAGGUGCAGGUAGUACCUCAAGGAAUAGAGUCAGUCAAUGGAUCUAGUGUGACAAUGGGAUGUACUAGUCCACUAGUAGACAGUGGUGGUGUGAUGGUGUGUGAGUCACGAAGCUAUCUGAUUGAUGGUUGCUCUCCUGAUAUUGACACAAGUACCUCUGACUGGGCAUCUCAGCUAGUGACAGUGAGGAGGAAUGAGGGAACUGCUGGUAUCACUUUCCCUCAUGUUCUGCUGACAUUUGGCUUUGACACAGCUGUGUCUCUGACUGGAAUUGAGAUGGACUUGUUCAACUGUCCUGACUGGAACAUUGGUAUUCCAUCUAUCACAGUGUAUCUCAAUCCAGAUUACAACUUAGCAGCUACCACCAACAUAUUUAGCCUUCCAUUUGUGUUUGCUGGUGACAACUCCCUCCAGUCAUCUUGUGACUCUCUUUCAACUGUUACCUUUUCUGGAGGCUCAUUCCUAAGUGGAUCCUAUCGCACAGUCUAUAUUCUAGUGGACCUAUCACACACCUCAUCCAUACAACACCCCUCAGUCGACCCCACCCCAGACACCCCACCAUCUCGACAGUCCAGUAGUGACAACACAUUGACGAUCGCACUAGUAUCAACCAUCGUCGGCCUCAUCUUGCUGGUUUUCAUCCUGGCUGGUUCGAUCAUAUUCGUCUUGAUGAGGAGACGCUCCCGUUGCAAUCGGACCCACUACAUGGUCAAAACUGUGUCCUACGAACUAGAGAAACGCUCAGACCCUCGCACCAACACUGAUAACUACCUACAGGCAACCAAUCCCAUGGAGUCGGCGUUUGACGACCGCUACGUCUGUCCGUCUGGAUCACUCGGAACUAAUCACAGCGACGACCACUAUGACUUCAUCAAGAAGGAGUACAUCAGCGAUGCCUUGUAUGAUGUGGUUGCCAAUGACGAGCCUCCCCCACCCACUGAGUCUGCUCAACCAUUUCCCGAGGACGAAUUUGAUGGAGGUCACUACGAGGUCAUUCAUCCACCUAUCAGUUCUACUGGAGCUGCAGCAUCAUCGUCACCUGCCAAGAAACAGCAGUCAAAUGCGAACUCUUCUGACUCCCCUAAGAGCCCCGAAGAGGCUGCUAGAAUGUAUAGCCUUGUCAAGGUGAGAAAGGCCCCGAAAGUUCCAGAGAAGAGCUCCGAUCUGAAAGACUAUCUUGCCGUCCGAAUCUUCAAUGAGAACAUCUACAGCGAGCAUAUCAAUCCUUCGGACUUCAUCAGUCAACAGCCUGAGCCAGAAGAGGAAAUAUCGAGUGACCCCAUCAUUUAUGCCCCAAUUUACCCUUCGUUCACGGAGCUCCCUGAGAGCUUUGAACUCCCACCCGAAGUCGACAGCAGCAAUGUCAAAGAGAAGUCAUCGCUUCGAACGGGGCACUACGGGGAUGUUGUACUGGCCAGCACUGUUGGUCUGAGUCUGAAAGACCUGCACCUCAGCAAGACUGAGACUAACAAGAAUGUCUCCGUCACUGUGGCCAUGAAAAAACUGAAACUGGAUGCAACUCCAGUUCAGCGAAGAGCAUUCGAAACGGAAGCCAAGUUCUUGUCACGACUUCGCCACCCGAACGUCGUACGCCUCCUCGGUGCCUGCUACGAAGACCCCACCUUCAUCAUGAUGGAGUACAUGAAGGAUGGCGACCUCAGCCAAUUCCUCCAGAAAUACUCUGAGGUCGUUUCUAUAGCGACGCCCUCCAGUACAACACAGAUCACUCAGUCGACCCUGGUGUUCAUGGCAUCCCAGAUUUGCAGCGGAAUGAAGCAACUUGCCGCCCUGAACUUCAUCCAUCGCGAUCUCGCCACUCGAAAUUGCCUGGUUGGAAAUAACUUUAGCGUCAAAGUAGCUAGCUUGGGUGUCGACAAGAACAUCUACCAGUCUCACUACUUCAGAGUCCAGGGCAAUACGUUGCUUCCCAUUCGCUGGAUGGCCACCGAGUGUUUCGACGGUAAAUUCUCGGAGAAGUCAGACGUGUGGGCAUUUGGUGUGACCAUGUGGGAGAUGUUCACUCUGGCCAAGCAGCUGCCGUAUCGCCACCUCUCUGACGAGGAGGUGAUCCACAAUGCCUUGAAGAGGGAGUAUCGUCAAUUUCCGACUCAGUCUUCCUCGUGCCCCCAGUCCGUGUACGAGAUCAUGGAACGGUGCUGGGUCAUGGACUUCAAUGAACGAAUCACAUUUGGGGAACUGCAGACUUUGCUGCACACAGUACUGUAA